Solanum lycopersicum (tomato) is the source of this 788-nucleotide messenger RNA. The record is from RefSeq and is a predicted model, not a curated record. NCBI's taxonomy places the organism in Eukaryota, Viridiplantae, Streptophyta, Magnoliopsida, Solanales, Solanaceae.
UAUUAUAAGCUUCUAAUUACUUACUUAAUUAGUAACGAAUCAUCCGUUAAUUACUUGUUACAGUUUGAACAACUUUAUAGAGAUGAGUGUAGGUUAUCUGCAUACAAUCAACUUGACAAUUUUUGCGAUUCAAUCUCUAUGAACCUCCAUGAUAUUAACAAAAACAGAAUUCGUGUUUUUCGCAGGAAAUUAUCUGAUGAUAUGCGAGAGGCUUUGUCCAGUAUGAUAUUUGCAGCAUCGAGAUGUGGUGAAUUGCCGGAGAUGCAUUCAUUAAGGAAUUUACUAAUAUGGUUAACCAAGCAAUAUCUCACACAUGUCACAAAUGUAAAAGAAGACAUAAAGCUCCAAAUCAUUGAUGAAAUUUUCAGUACAAAGGACAACAACUCAUGGGUUGAAAGCUUAAAUUGUGAGAUUUAUACUUCAAAGAGAACCAGAAGGAAUAAAACCGUCAACAACAAUAUAAUGUAAUGUAAUUUCACAGGUGAAAUUUGGGGAGAAAAAUCGCCUCGAGUACGACUACAAUCGCCUCAUGUCCAUCCGAAGCUUCCGGACUAUGAUAAUUUAGUUGCCAAAUUCAAAGAUAGCAAAGGAGAAAAUAUGUAUAAGACUAGUACAAAAUAUCAAUCUUUUUCUAAAUUGAUGAGGUUGUAGAAUUAUUUCAAUUACAUUAUGUAAAUUAGUGAAGAGAUAACCCCUAGGAUUUUCGUUGAGAAGGUUCGGAAAAUAAAAGUAUUAAACAUUUAAUUCGAACCCUAGACGUCAUGGGUAACUUUGAGCCCAGCUAUCAC